GAGCGCGCAUGCGCCAGCGUCCGCGCAGCUAAUGGUGGGGGCGUCUACUGCGCUCCCUCCUCCGUCUCCGCAACCCCCGCCCCACGGAGAGUCGGGCUCACGCCAUUUUGUGCCCCCCCCACCCCUGCCCCGGCCGAGCCACCUUCUCCCUUUCUACACUCUGAGCCCUCCACCCCGCCCCUUUCCAAGCGUGUCCCGGGCCGCCGCAGCAGAAACCGCACCAUCUCUCCCCACAUUCUCCACGCGGGACGCGCAGCCGUGCCUACAAGUGUUCUUAAAGCAGAGAUGAAUAAUACUGCAGCCAGCCCCAUGUCUACUGCUACUUCAAGUAGUGGAAGAAGUACAGGGAAGUCUGUAAGCUUUGCAGCAGAGUUACAGAGUAUGAUGUUUUCUUUAGGUGAUGCUAGGAGGCCUCUUCAUGAAACGGCACUUUUGGUAGAAGAUGUGGUACACACGCAGUUAAUUAAUCUGUUACAGCAAGCUGCUGAAGUUUCUCAGCUCCGGGGAGCAAGGGUAAUCUCUGCCGAAGACCUUCUGUUUUUGAUGCGCAAGGAUAAGAAAAAGCUUAGAAGACUGCUAAAGUACAUGUUUUUCCGAGACUACAAAUCCAAGAUUGUCAAGGGUAUAGAUGAGGAUGACCUUCUGGAAGACAAACUGAGUGGCAGCAAUAAUGCGAACAAAAGACAGAAGAUCGCCCAAGACUUUCUCAACUCUAUUGACCAAACAGGAGAACUCCUGGCAAUGUUUGAAGAUGAUGAGAUCGAUGAAGUUAAGCAAGAAAGAAUGGAGAGAGCAGAAAGACAAACUCGAAUUAUGGAUUCAGCCCAAUAUGCAGAAUUCUGUGAAAGUCGACAAUUAAGUUUCUCCAAAAAGGCCUCCAAAUUUCGAGACUGGUUGGACUGCAGCAGUAUGGAGAUAAAACCCAAUGUUGUCGCAAUGGAAAUUUUAGCAUAUUUAGCGUAUGAAACUGUGGCACAGUUAGUGGACCUGGCUCUUCUUGUGAGGCAGGAUAUGGUAACCAAGGCAGGAGACCCCUUCAGCCAUGCCAUUUCAGCAACGUUCAUUCAGUAUCACAACUCUGCUGAGGGGUCUUGCAUGAAGUCCUACCCAGAGUCUCCUGAGAACACACCUCCUCCCACACCGACUGCCCCCUCGUCUGGAUCACAGCACUCAGGGAAAACCACAUCGGGAUCCCUAGGGAAUGGGAGUGCUGGGCAAGACUCAACUAAAACCAAGCAAAGGAAAAGAAAAAAGAGCACCGCGGCCUGUGGUGUUGAGGCUCACAGCGAUGCCAUCCAGCCCUGCCACAUCAGAGAGGCCGUUCGACGCUAUGGCCACAAGAUUGGCCCCCUUUCCCCAUUCACAACUCACCUAAGAUCUGAACAAGACACCAUUUGAUUUGACAUUCCAUCUUCCCGCCCAAGAGUGUGGCCUGGAGAAGAGCCCCUCAGGGCUGGCCACCAUAUUGCUCUUCUCGGUGACCAGUUGCAUGUGCCCCUGCCAUUGACUGAGAUAUCGAGCUUAUCCUUGAUGAUUAGUUCCAACCAAUUAAUUUUUGGCUAAGUCAUCUACAAGUUCUGUAUCUACUAGCUACUGUCACAUAACAAACACUCCCAAACUCAGCUUAACCCAGUAAAGCACUUUGUUGAUGAGUCCAGAGGUUGUCUACUCUUGG
Messenger RNA from Mustela erminea (ermine), 1675 nucleotides. It is a transcript of the gene SUPT3H, whose product is annotated as SPT3 homolog, SAGA and STAGA complex component. The transcript has 12 exons. Gene Ontology annotation, molecular function: protein heterodimerization activity; transcription coactivator activity. The record is from RefSeq and is a predicted model, not a curated record. Gene Ontology annotation, biological process: transcription by RNA polymerase II. The coding region runs from base 286 to 1398 and encodes 370 amino acids. NCBI's taxonomy places the organism in Eukaryota, Metazoa, Chordata, Mammalia, Carnivora, Mustelidae.